This is a messenger RNA of Mesorhabditis belari, 525 nucleotides long. The record is from the annotation of a GenBank genome assembly. Lineage: Eukaryota; Metazoa; Nematoda; Chromadorea; Rhabditida; Rhabditidae.
AUGGCCGCUGCCACUGCCGAAAUGCGAACUUUUUGGUGUUCAUCGACUACAGUUGCCCCUAUAAAUCCUCAAUUUAUGGAAGAAGCCGUGCAAGAGGCGAUCAACGGCAUGACACAGGGUAAAGGCGGACCAUUCGGCGCCGUUAUUGUGCAAGAUGGGAAAAUCGUGGCCAAAGGACAUAAUCAGGUCCUUCAUGACUGUGACCCAACCGCACACGCUGAAAUCACAGUGAUCCGUCGCGCUUGUGAAAACCUUCAGAAAUACGAUCUCUCGGGUUGUGUCCUGUACACUUCGUGCUAUCCAUGUCCUAUGUGCAUGGGCGCUGCUUUAUGGGCUCGUCUCGAUGCUAUUUAUUAUGGAGCCACUUCUGCUGAGGCUGCUGCUGUCGGAUUUUCCGAUGCCGAGUUUCACGAGUUCCUCAAGAACCCGAAGAGUGAUUCGAAGCGUUCCCUCGAGUGCAUCAAAUUGGAUGACGUCACUCGACCAUUCCGCAUUUGGCAUGAAAUGGAAAACAAACAACCUUAC